Tauraco erythrolophus (red-crested turaco) is the source of this 1194-nucleotide messenger RNA. It is a transcript of the gene OLFML1, whose product is annotated as olfactomedin like 1. Gene Ontology annotation, biological process: signal transduction. The record is from RefSeq and is a predicted model, not a curated record. NCBI's taxonomy places the organism in Eukaryota, Metazoa, Chordata, Aves, Musophagiformes, Musophagidae.
AUGGUAGUCUUGCAACUCCGAUUUUUACUAGUUCCAUUCCUCACAAGCGUCAUGGGAGCGGCGCAAUAUAUGAUGCAAGACGCAGCUCUGAUGAACUACAUCGACCGGCGUUUCCUGUCUCUGGAGAAGAGGCUGGAACAAUGCAACCACGACAUACUGGAUUACGUGGAAGAAUUCCGAGACUUUUCAAAGAUGGUACUGUCACGCCUGGCGGGACUGAACAAUUAUAAGACCGAGGUUAAAAGUGAAGUAGAGAAUUUGCUAACAAGAAUUGAACGAGCACAAAGGGACAUUGACUAUUUUGGAUCUGUCACAGAUUCUAAUACAUGUAUAGAAGUACACGAAGACCUGGUGAAACAGCAGCUACUUGAAGAAGCAGAAGAAAAAAAGAAACUUAAACUCAUGCUUAAUGCAAGUUGUGACCACAUGCUUGCAGGUAUUAAGUCCCUAAAGAUAGUUAAGAAGACUGGAGAUAAGCAUGGCUCUUGGAUGAAAGAUCCUGGCAAAAAGCAUCCAAAGAUUUAUUUAUUAAAUGGUUCAGUAAAUAAUGUUAUUUUGGAAUUUGCAAAUAUCAUGACAUUCAUGGAAAGCAACCAUACACUAAAAGCUCGCAGAGUCACCUUGCCACUUCCCUGGGAAGGAACUGGCCACAUCAUAUAUCAGGGUUUCUUGUUCUAUCACAGAUAUGGCUCCCUAAAUGAGAUAAUUAAAUUCAAUAUCCAGAAAAGAAAUAUAACUGACCAAAUGCUACUGCCAGGGGCUGGAAGGAUUCCUGCCUAUAAGCUUUCUUCAUCUACAAAAAUAGAUCUUGCCAUUGACGAGCAAGGGCUCUGGGCAAUCCAUGCAGAACCAGAGACUGGAGGAAACAUUGUAAUUACUAAAAUCAAUCACAUAACCAUGGCAAUAGAGCACACUUGGGACACAUCAUGCAGCAGCAAGGAUGCUGAAGCAGCUUUCAUGGCAUGCAACACACUCUAUGUUGUCUAUAACUUUCCUAGUGGAGGAACCUCUCGCAUACAGUGUGUUUAUGACGUUUUGGAUGCUGUAAAUACUUAUGAAAUCCCUGCAUUGCAUUUUCCAAAACGUCAGGGUAGCCAUUCCACUAUACAUUACAAUCCUAAAGAAAAGCAACUCUUUGCUUGGGGUGAUGGAUCCCAGAUCAUUUACAAGCUUCACACAAAGCAAAAAGUUUAG